Onychostoma macrolepis is the source of this 6784-nucleotide messenger RNA. It is a transcript of the gene nphp3, whose product is annotated as nephronophthisis 3. The transcript has 28 exons. Gene Ontology annotation, molecular function: protein binding. Gene Ontology annotation, biological process: kidney development; convergent extension; determination of left/right symmetry. The record is from RefSeq and is a predicted model, not a curated record. Lineage: Eukaryota; Metazoa; Chordata; Actinopteri; Cypriniformes; Cyprinidae. Bases 386 to 4297 code for a protein of 1303 amino acids.
CACACUGAAGACCCGUAGAAGAAGGCGUGCCUAGUAACGCGGUUGUCAGGAAGACAUUGGAGAGAAAACGUGUGCAUCAAUAUGAUUUGUUUACCUUUUGACUGAUAUGGUAGCCGUGUUUAUGAACACGUUAGGCUACUUAUCGAUAUUUAUUUCGGGUUUUAAGAUUGGUAUCGGUUCAGUGUAAGUUCAUCGUCCUGGAUCUCCUCAGUCCUCUCGGUUGGGUGGAGUGUUUUUCUUCAUUCUGCUGGAAUUCGUCCCCCACAUCGUCUCCAGGAUGACCGCAGGGUUCAAGACCACAGUUUAAGAACCAUCAAUGUUCAGUCUAGAAGAGUGUGAGUGAUCUAGUUGACGGGUGUCUUUGUGGCACCUCUCAUCAGUUGUUAUGGGUACGGCAUCCUCUCUGGUGAGCCCCGGUGAGGUGAUUGAGGAUGUGUAUGGGGGUGAGGGAGGCGAGGCGUGUGAGAUACCGGUGGAGGUGAAGCCAAAGUCACGUCUGCUGCAGAGCUCCUUCCGCCGUGGGCCUCGUGUCAUCGGCGCCAGCUUCAAAUCUACCGGAUCGGUGGAACUGGAGUAUGCGGCUGAGAAUGAGCGCCUCAGGAAAGACUAUGAGAUCUUUCGGGUCAGCAAGAACAAUGAGAUCGCUUCUAUGCAGAAGAAAGAAGCCAAGCUGGAUGAGGAGAACAAGAGACUGCGCGCUGAGCUGCAGGCUCUUCAGAAGACUUACCAGAAGAUUCUUCGAGAGAAGGAAAGUGCCCUGGAGGCAAAGUAUCAAGCCAUGGAGAGAGCUGCCACCUUUGAGCAUGACAGAGACAAGGUCAAACGGCAGUUUAAGAUAUUCCGGGAGACUAAAGAAAAGGAAAUUCAGGAUUUGCUGCGGGCAAAACGAGAUCUGGAGUCAAAACUUCAACAGCUGCAGGCUCAAGGCAUUCAGAUUUAUGAUCCAGCAGACUCUGACUCAGACGACAACCACACUACUGUCACCACCGCAGGAACUCAGUGUGAGUACUGGAGUGGUGGCAUAUUGGGCAGCGAGCCGUCCAUGGGCAGUAUGAUGCAGUUGCAGCAGACACACAGGGGUCCAGAAUUCGCUCACAGUCUCAUUGACGUGGAGGGGCCGUUUGCUAAUGUCAGCAGAGAUGACUGGGAUGCGGCCGUAGCCAGUCUGCUGCAGGUUUCUCCUCACGUCUCUCAGGCUCUGUGGAGUAACACAGUCCGCUGCUACCUCAUAUACACACAGGAGACCAAAGCGGAGCUGCAGGCCUUUAUACAAACUCAUUCUUUGAGGCUGCAGAGGUUUUGUGAGGGUUUGGGUCAUUUCUACCUGAAUGUGUCAUUUUCUGAGGAGAAAGCUGCUCUGUAUGCUGCUGAACGCAGGCAGGAGAUCGAGAGGAGCUCUGUGUGUGUGCUGCUACUCAAGUCCACAGUGUCCAGUUGUGUUAUAGAGGAUGUGGAGGAAGCAUUUGUGAAAACCCCAGACUCUCGGCCUCUCUUGCUGUAUUUGCGAACUGGUGAGAGAAAAGGAGAAAAGGAAGAGGUCUUCACCCUCAGCCCAUCCACUAGAGACUUGCUGGAGAGAGUUAACAAAGCUGACAAGAGUGCCAAACUUAAGGUAGUGGAUCAUGCAGGGUCUGUAGAGGAAGGAGCUGCUCUUAUCUUCACUCAACUUGAGAGAGUUAUCAAACAGGAGUUGUUGGGUUUGGAGUUAGAAGAGAGUGGAGCGGUGGAGGAGAGAGAAGAGGAGGACUCUGGUGAUGUGCUGUGGGAUCUUCAUGAUGAGCAGGAGCAGACUGAGGCAUUCCAGCAGGCUUGCAGCACCGCUUCCAGAUUCAGCUUCCAGAAGUAUGUCGACCAACUCAAUGACAUGGUAGCCGCCCCUCCACCCACCCCACCACUGCUGGUAUCUGGUGCACCUGGAUCGGGCAAAUCACUUCUGCUUGCUAAAUGGAUAGAGUUACAGCAGAAAAACUCUCCCAACACCCUCAUCCUGUAUCACUUCACUGGACAUCCUCUCUCUACCAGCACAGAUCCAGUGCUCAUCAUUAAGCGCCUCACAGUGAAGCUGCUCCAGCAUUUCUGGUCUAUUUCCGGUCUCUCGAUGGACCCUUCUAAGAUCCUCGAAGAGUUCCCACGCUGGCUAGAGCGGCUGUCUGCGCGUCACCAUGGCAACAUCAUAAUCAUCAUUGACUCCAUUGACCAAAUACAGAAUGCUGAGCGGCACUUGAAGUGGCUGAUUGAUCCUCUUCCUGCUAAUGUGAGAGUCCUGGUGUCAGUUAAUGUGGAGACCUGCCCACAGGCAUGGAGAUUGUGGCCCACACUGCACCUGGACCCACUCAAUCCCAGAGAGGUGAAGAGUGUCAUCAGCACAGAGUGUGUGAACAGCGAUAUCAAACUCACCAAAGAUCAGGAAAAGAAGUUGGAGAGACAUUGCCGUUCAGCUGCAACUUGCAAUGCACUCUAUAUCUCAUUACUGGCAAGACUUAUUACACACUCUAAAUCCUCCUGGACAUUGGAGACGACUCUACAGCAGUGUGUGUUGUGUCAAGAUACAGUAUCGCUAUACAGACUGGGUCUGAAGGCGGCGCUAGACUCACUCAGCACGGAUCAGGAAAAACACAUCAUGAAAGAGUUAUUGUGCCUUGUAUGUGCCAGUCACAACGGCAUCAGUGAAUCAGAGGCUUUGGAGCUGUUCCCAGACCUGAGUUUUCCCGCUCUCAACUCACUGCUCCACAAUCUGGAGAGACUCCUCAUCAUUACCUACGCCUGUGGCCUCAUUCGCUUUCAGCACCCACAGGCAUGUGAAGCGGUCAACCAGGAGUUUCUAGAUGGGGGCAAAUGUCGUGGAUCCUACAGAGAGAAAAUCAUUUGGUUCUUCAGUGAACAGCUGAAGCAAGACAGAGUGACGUGGAGGGUGGCUGAUGAAUUGCCGUGGUUACUGCAGCAGCAGGAAGAUCGAAGUAAACUCCAGAUGAGUUUGCUUAACUUGUUUGUGUCCCAGAACCUGUACAAAAGGGGUCAUUUCUCUGAGCUGCUGACAUACUGGCAGUUUGUUGGUAAGGAUAAGUGCUCAAUGGCGACAGAGUACUUCGACUCAUUGAAAGAGUUUGAGAAGACCUGUGAGAGUGAGCAAAGCAUGAGCCAACUGGCCAACCUGUACGAGACACUAGGCCGCUUCCUUAAAGACCUGGGACUUCUCAGCCAGGCGGUGGCCCCCUUGCAGCGCUCCUUAGAGAUCCGUGAGACGGCUCUGGAUCCGGACCACCCAAGUGUGGCUCAGUCCCUGCACCAGCUGGCGGGGGUUUACGUUCAUUGGAGGAAAUUUGGAAACGCAGAGCAGUUGUACAAACAAGCUAUGGAGAUCUUUGAAAAUGCUUACGGCCCUGAACACAGCACUGUCGCUAGAGAACUAGACUCACUCUCGCUCCUCUACCAGAAACAAAACAAAUAUGAGCAGGCCGAGAAGUUGAGAAAGAGAUCAGUCAAGAUCAGACAGAAGACAGCACGACAGAAAGGCCACAUGUAUGGUUUUGCUCUCUUGAAGCGGCGGGCACUGCAGUUAGAGGAACUUACUCUUGGCAAAGACUCAGCAGAUUGUGCCAAGACUCUAAAUGAGCUUGGAGUGCUUUAUUACCUGCAGAACAAUCUGGAUGCUGCAAAAAUGUUCUUGACCCGUUCCCUGGAGAUGCGCCAGCGUGUGCUGGGGCCAGAUCACCCCGACUGCGCUCAAUGUCUGAACAACCUAGCCGCGCUUCACAGCGAAAGGAAAGAGUAUGAGAGUGCAGAGGAGCUGUACGAAAGAGCACUUGACAUCCGUAAACGAGCACUCGCCCCGGACCAUCCCUCUCUCGCCUAUACCCUCAAACACUUGGCCAUGCUUUACAAACGCAGGGGGAAGCUGGAAAAGGCAGUCCCUCUAUAUGAACUGGCUCUUGAAAUCAGAGAGAAGAGCUUCGGGCCUAAACACCCCAGUGUUGCCACCGCUUUGGUUAACCUUGCAGUGCUCUAUUGCCAGCUGAAGCAGCACAGUGAUGCAUUGCCUUUGUACGAGCGCGCUCUAAAGGUAUAUGAGGACAGUCUCGGCCGACUGCACCCUCGUGUUGGAGAGACUCUGAAAAACCUGGCUGUACUCAGCUAUGAAGAGGGAGAUUUUGAGAAAGCUGCUGAACUGUACAAGCGAGCAAUGGAAAUAAAAGAGGCAGAGCCAUCUCUGGUGUGCGGUAAGGCCCCCUCACCUCACUCAUCUAGCGGCGAUACCUUUAGCCUGCGAAGCCCUGCCCUGCCUCACACCUCAAGGUGACACCUCACACCUCAAUACUUACCAAGGUGAAACUCUUACCUCUAUUAAUGAAGCCAUAUUGGCCACACUUGAUGUGUUCAGGCAUGUGCUUGAAGUCUACAUGGAGCAAUCAAAUAUGGUAAGAAAACAUUGGAACAUGGUUCUCAUUCCUACUGUAAUUUACAGUAUGAAUCAUGUUUUAAUGUAUCAUUCAUUGCCACUGGGUUUAUAAAAGGUGCUCUCUGACUCUCAAAAAGGUAAAAUCCGAGAAAGUGUUUUAUACCUGUGAUUUUCAAUGACUGUUGAAAGACAACACUCCAUAGCAUAAGCAUACAAUGACAUUUCAAAUGUACUGCUGUUAAACUGUUAGGUGUAGUAGUGUUUAGUAAAGUCACUAUGACCAGAAUAGUGUUAUUUAUGGAAGGCCACCUCAGAGUGUAAAAUAAAUUUGCAAUUAUCAGAAAUUAUGUGAAAAAACACUAAAGUCAUGAAAUAUGAAGUAGCAAUUAGAAGAAAAGAAGUUGCAGUUACAAGAUAUAUAGUAGCAAUUAGGAGAAAUUGCAGUUACGAUAUUAGGAGUCACAAUUACAAUAAAUAAUGUUGCUAUGAGUAAGUAAUUUGGAGAAAUAACAUUAUAAUGUGAAUUUGGGUUACAAUUAUAUACAUUCACAAUUGUGAAAUAUGAAGUUAUGAAGCAGCAACAGCAAAAAAAAUAAAUUGCAUAUCAAGAUAUGAAGCCACAUUUAUGAAUUUUGAAGUUGCAACUGCAAGAAAUAGUGGUGCAAUUAUAUUUUUUCUUCUUUCAGACGGCAAAAGGCCUUCAUAGUAAUGAAGCAUGAUUGUUAAUGCAGUGCAAAAUAUUACUUGCAUUUUCUCUAUAUAUUUACUUGAUAGAAAAUUCAAGUUAUUUUCCUCUAAUUAUCACUAUGAGAAACUUUUUAUUAUAAACUUGAGUACAAGUCGAAUGACUUGGUUAAAGUUCAAAAUGUUGGUUGAAGAAAUAUAAUUACCUUGGUAUUUUAUACAACGUCAGUAUUCGAUUCUUCCAAAGCACUUUUCACUUGCAUGGUACAAAAACCUUUUGGAAAAGCUGAUGUGUGACCAAUUUCAGCACAUUUUUUCAGGUUUCUAUCACUGCUGCAUUCAGCAUAUGCAAACACAAAGUCGAGCGUAAUGGAAGUUCGCAUCAUUUCAUCAGCGUCUCAGCUCCUUCUUUUGGUCUAUGGCCUACUUCUUGUCAUGCUGUUGUAAAUUGCACAGUAUUAAUAAAGGACAGCUGUCAUACAUAGCCAUACAAAACACUAUAACAUGAUAUCAAAAUACAGGUAAUGAAUAAAAUAAGUCUGAUUUUAUUGUAUUCAAUAUCUUAUUUAUUGUAUAGGUCUCACAUUUUUGAGAAGCAUUUAAAUGGUUCAACACCACAGAACACAGCAUGUGCAAUAAUUAUGCUGCUUGUAAUGCAUAAUGACAGUGUCAAUAUAUGUAGUUUAGUUUAUACAAUGACUGUUUAUCUGAUAUUACGACCCAUAUUUUUGUAUUUGGAAAUGGUACUGCUGUUUGUUUUUUUACAUUUUGAAUUGUGAAUGUGAAAUACCUGGCUAUAUCGCACGUGUCUAGUGCUGAUGACUACCUGUUUACUUAGAAGAGACAUGUAUAAUGAAGGAAUAUAAAAUACUAAACGGAUGCAAAAUAGUGGAAAUGCCAAAAUCUCAUUUCUGAAUGUCUGCAAAUACUUAUGGGUGUUUAAAAACUAUUUGGCAUCAUUUUUGUAGAAAAAUCAUCUUUGAACUGUUAGAUUCUGGGAGAACAUCAGAAACUUCCAUUCUCUAAACUUCCAUUAUUGCUUGUAUUAUAUCACAUUGUUGUCAUACAAUUUGUGCCAGGUUUUUUUUAUACACUGCCAAAAGAGGUGUAGUUUAUACCCAAAUUCUUCUAAUGCACAUGAUCCAUGCACAAAAUAAUAUUGUGUAUUAUCUACCAAUAAAUGCAUAAUUGAAUGACAAUAACAGUUGUAGUUAUUCUUUCUCAAUGCAGAGGAAAACUGAUUUCACAACUAUUGCUAAGGCUUCUUUAGAUUGAUCUAGUUUAAAUGCAGGAAAAGCAAAAUGGAAAGUAACAACAAUAAAUUUAUUUUUUCAUUUGCAUUAUUACAAUGUUAUACCAUUCAAUACAGCAGUCAGAAUCAGGCCGACGAUGAAAUGUGAAAUAUUUGUGUGAUAAUCUUUAUAACAUCUGGCUGGGUGUCUACAAGCACAUUCAGUAUUAGACAUGACAAUAACAUAUAUAGAUGUGUGACUGAAGUCAUAUCCAUUUCUGUCACAUAGCUGUUAACAACAGCUAUUUAAAAACAAUCUUUCAGAUUGGUUCUAUUUACCAUUCCAUGCUCUGAAACAUUAACACUGUGAAAUAAAAGAUCAGCAGUAUUAAGACUUUCAGUUGAAGUAAACCUGUAAGCAUCUUGAGUGUUACAGGCUGCUUGCAAAAACAGAAAAAAAAAAAAAAACUAAA